This is a messenger RNA of Thelazia callipaeda (thelaziosis nematode), 748 nucleotides long. The record is from the annotation of a GenBank genome assembly. NCBI's taxonomy places the organism in Eukaryota, Metazoa, Nematoda, Chromadorea, Rhabditida, Thelaziidae.
UUCAUAAAGGAACGAGUAGAAACUGCUAUUUGACUACUGAGUCCUACGUCUAAAUUACACCAUAUGAAAAUAAAUCCUUAAACUGUGAAUCUAAAGGUUUUUGGAAUCAUCUCGCUGUAACUAUCAUUUUCAGAAAAACUGGCUCAUCAGCUGCUGUCCUUCGAUCGCCGCUGAUUCGUUGGCGCGAAGGAUGAUGCAUGAAAGUUUAGGAUCGGUUGCUAAUAGAUGCGAUGUGAUGGAUGAACAGUAUCAUGAACAUUCUGUAAUGACUGGAUGCCGAUACUAUGUAUAUCGUGAUGACGAGAGUCUCGGAUUUGUAGAGAUGCAUAAAAAGAAGAAGGAAGAUAAUAAUAUUGGAUAUUUUCAACCAGACAGAAAUCAACUCAGAGAUUUAGACGUAGAAUCUGAAAGCAAUCGACAGAAAGCUCUGGUAGUGAAGGAGGAUAUCACAUGGGAAACUAUAAACUGUGCAAAAGAAAGAGCAUGCAAUGAAGGUAGGAUUCAAAAGAGAAUGGAAAGUAUUCCUGAAGCAGAUCCACUCCCUGAUGUUUCCUCUGCAGCAAGUAGAAGGAUAUUUUUCGAACAGCAAAUGAAAAAAAGUUAUCCAAAAUCAAAUCGAGCAAGAAGUUUGUGCUCACUCAACUGGAAUGUACCGGGAAUGAGGCAUGGUCGAGUCUUCAGUCUCGAAGAUUGCUUGCAGCUAUCGAGCAUGGGAAUAUCAACUCCUGCUCCUGGCAAAAAUGCGUAA